Ipomoea nil (Japanese morning glory) is the source of this 1248-nucleotide messenger RNA. Its product is annotated as inorganic pyrophosphatase 1-like. The coding region runs from base 185 to 1009 and encodes 274 amino acids. The record is from RefSeq and is a predicted model, not a curated record. Gene Ontology annotation, molecular function: phosphatase activity. Lineage: Eukaryota; Viridiplantae; Streptophyta; Magnoliopsida; Solanales; Convolvulaceae. The transcript has 4 exons.
AACAAACACCAAAUAUGGCCAAAUAAUAUUCCCUUGGCAUCUUCUCUCUAAUUCACUUUUUCUGUUCUAUAUAUAUCUCUCUAUCUCUCUACCCAAAACACAAACACACACACGUAGCCCCCUCCCUGUCUCCCUUUUUCUCUUGUCCCUUUCGAACCUCAAGAAAACCAAAAAACACUAACAAAUGGCCGGAAUCGUCGUGGUUUUUGAUUUUGACAAGACCAUUAUCGACGUGGACAGCGACAACUGGGUUGUGGAUGGGUUGGGUUUCACUGAUCGCUUCAACCAACUCCUCCCCACCAUGCCAUGGAACUCUGUCAUGGACAAGAUGAUGAAUGAGAUGCACGAGAAGGGGAAGAAGAUGGAGGACAUUGAAGAGGUUCUCAAACGGACGCCGAUCCAUCCCCGGAUUGUUCCUGCCAUCAAAUCAGCUUAUGCUUUAGGGUGUGAGUUGAGAAUAGUGAGCGAUGCGAACCUGUUCUACAUAGAAACGAUCUUGAAACACCACGCCAUUGGCGAAUGCUUCUCGGAGAUCUACACAAACCCGGGGUUUGUUGACGAGGAAGGCCGGCUAAGAAUCCGCCCUUACCAUGAUUUCCACUCUUCUCCCCACGGCUGCAACAAUGUCUGCCCACCCAACAUGUGCAAGGGUAAGAUUAUAGAGAGGAUUCAAGGGUCCUUGGCUAAGGAAGGGAAGAAAAGAAUGAUUUACCUUGGUGACGGGGCGGGUGAUUUCUGCCCGAGCCUGAAGCUGAAAGAGGUAGACUUUGUGAUGCCAAGGAAAGAUUUCCCAGUGUGGAAAUUGAUAACCGAAAACCGGAUGGCCUUGAAGGCUGAGAUUCAUGAAUGGAGUGACGGUGAAGAGCUCGAGUGCGUUCUGCUUAAUCUCAUUGACAAGAUCUGCACAGAAGAAGAGAGCCAGUUGUUACCGGCGGCUCAAUCCAAGUUUCAGACGGUUUCAAUCAAGACUCACAAGGCCAUGCCAAAAGCUAUCCCGGUUCCCUUUUAGUGCAGGCCGGCUAAUUAAAGUUGCUUUGUUUUCUGUUGAAUCUAUUGCUAUCCCUGUUUCCUUUUACUGCAGGCCAGGCAAAUUAAGGUUGCUUUGUUUUUCUGUUGAAACUAUUGCGUCAUGUAGCCUACUAGCUCAUUCUGAUGGACCAAUAUGUUGUAGCCAUGCUUUAGUUACUGAACUGAAACAAGAAAGAGGCCAGUACUCACCUGAGCCCUAUUUUUAUGAUUAACAUGCAA